AUGGUCGGACCUUCUUUUUACACCCACAACCUCGCCAUCAAACCCACCGCCACCACCGUCAAGUUCCUCUGUAGCUAUGGCGGCAAGAUCCUCCCCCGUUACCCUGAUGGCAAACUCCGUUACCACGGCGGCGAAACUCGUGUCCUUGCCGUCGAUCGAUCCACCACUUUCUCUGAGCUACUUGUGAAGCUAGGAGAGUUGUGUGGGACGACGUCGGUGAGUCUCCGGUGUCAGUUGCCGACGGAAGAUUUAGAUGCGUUGGUGUCAAUCACCUCCGAUGAAGAUCUGGCCAAUCUCAUCGAGGAAUACGAUCAAGCGGCACCACCGCCGUCAUCUCUAAAGAUAAGGGCUUUUCUUUCCCAACCCAAAUCCACCAAAAAGGUCUCUCCUCCUCCUUCAAUGGCCUGCUCAUCUACAUCACCUAAAUCAUCACCGCCCAAUUCCGCCGUUGCUGAUGGUGGUACUGGUUCCAGUAUUCCCAGGUUUCCAUUACCGCCCACUGGUCGGUGCGUCCACCGGAAAGCAAAACCGGUGGUGUUUCCAUUAUGCUAUGAGAAAUCAGCCGGAAAGCUUCCCAAGUAUGCUUACCAUGGUCAUGGUCAUGGAAGUGGAAACUCCAGCCACAUAUAUAUGAUCCACAAUGGCCAUCACGGGCAAUAG
Ilex paraguariensis (yerba mate) is the source of this 660-nucleotide messenger RNA. Lineage: Eukaryota; Viridiplantae; Streptophyta; Magnoliopsida; Aquifoliales; Aquifoliaceae. The record is from the annotation of a GenBank genome assembly.